Molecule: messenger RNA, 2566 nt
Organism: Salvia miltiorrhiza (redroot sage)
Lineage: Eukaryota; Viridiplantae; Streptophyta; Magnoliopsida; Lamiales; Lamiaceae
Product: splicing factor Cactin
Exons: 12
Coding region: 106-1950 (614 amino acids)
Biological process (GO): mRNA cis splicing, via spliceosome
Cellular component (GO): spliceosomal complex; cytoplasm
Molecular function (GO): protein binding
Source: RefSeq, a predicted model, not a curated record
GUAAACCCUAUUCUCUCGAUUAGUAAACCCUAUUCUCUCGAUUAGGAGUUCCUGCAUACCAACCAUCUCCUAAUCAGUAAACCCUAUUCUCUCGACUAGGAGGAGAUGCCUCGGCGAUCACCUUCCGAUUCUGACCGAAAGCAUAAGCGGCGACGCCGCCACUCUGAUUCGGAGGAGCCAUCUAGGCGGAAGAUUACCGAGGAUGAGAUUACUGAGUAUCUCGCUAAGAAGGCUCAGAAGAAGGCUAUGAAAGUUGCGAAGAAAUUGAAGUUGCAGAGCAAAGACGUAUCCGGUUAUUCCAACGAUUCGAAUCCCUUUGGUGAUUCUAAUUUGAAUGAAAAAUUUGUGUGGAGAAAGAAGAUUGAGAAGGAUGUGUCCCAGGGUGUGCCACUUGACGAGUUCUCUCUAAAAGCAGAAAAGAAGAGGCAGAGGGAAAGAAAGGCUGAGAUUGAAAAAGUUAAAAAGAGAAGAGAAGAAAGGGCCAUUGAGAAAGCACAACGCGAGGAAGAGAUGGCUUUACUGGCUAGGGAGCGUGCGCGAGCUGAGUUCCAGGAUUGGGAGAAGAAAGAAGAAGAGUUUCAUUUUGAUCAAAGCAAAAUCAGAUCAGAGAUUCGAUUACGUGAAGGUCGUAUGAAGCCGAUUGACAUUCUCACUAAACAUUUAGAUCCUUCUGAUGACUUUGAGAUAGAUAUAAAUGAACCAUACAUGGUCUUCAAGGGUUUGACUGUUAAAGAAAUGGAAGAGCUUCAUAAUGACAUAAAGAUGCACCUUGAUUUAGACAGAGCAACUCCUACACAUAUAGGAUAUUGGGAGGCACUUUUGGUGGUUUCUGAGUGGGAACUAGCUGAAGCCAGGAAAAAGGAUGCAUUAGAUCGUGCAAGAGUGCGAGGAGAGCAAUUACCUCCAGAGAUGAUAGGUGAAGAACGAGGUUUGCACAUGAGCAUUGAAGCUGAUGUUAAAAGCCUGUUACAAGGCAAAACCUAUAGUGAACUAGAAGCCCUGCAAUCUCAGAUUGAAUCGCAAAUGCGAUCUGGGACUGCGAAAGUGGUUGAAUACUGGGAAGCUAUUCUUAAACGACUCCAUAUUUACAAAGCAAAGGCUUGUUUGAAGGAAAUCCAUACCAACAUGCUGCGCAGGCAUUUGGAACGCCUAGAGACCCCAUCUGAGGGUGAAAAUAUUAAGACAGAACCGGCUCAAGAACUUGACGAGCCGGAGUCUGAUCAUGAAAUGGAGGUUAUGGAGUAUGCAGGUGCUAGGGCCUCUCCAACACCUGUAAUGGAAGUGGAGGCCCCAGAUGAAGAAGAACCAGCCGGAUCAUAUUCACCACAACUAUUGCAUGGUGAUGAAGAUGAAGAAGAAGAUGCAAUUGACCCUGAAGAGGACAAGGCUAUUUUGGAGAGGAAGCGUAUUGCUGUAAAAGAAGACCGCCGCAUCCAAGAAAUCUCUUCAAGACAGAAUCCGCCAGAGGAUAACUUUGAGAGAAGUGCCAUGAAAACCAUGGGAGCAAUGGAAGAAGGUGAUGUUGUAUUUGGCUCUAGUGAUGAAAUCAACCUCGAUUCUCAGGUGUACUGGUGGCAUGAUAAGUACCGCCCUAGAAAGCCAAAGUACUUUAACCGUGUGCAUACGGGUUAUGAGUGGAACAAAUACAACCAGACACACUAUGACCAUGACAAUCCUCCCCCAAAAAUAGUGCAAGGAUACAAAUUCAACAUCUUCUACCCGGACCUGGUUGACAAACAGAAGGCGCCGAUCUACACCAUUGAGAGGGAUGGAGAUAGUGCCGAGACCUGCAUCAUCAGGUUUCAUGCAGGGCCGCCUUAUGAAGACAUUGCAUUUCGAAUUGUGAAUAAGGAAUGGGAGUAUUCGCACAAGAAAGGAUUCAAAUGCACGUUCGAACGAGGAAUUUUGCAUGUCUACUUCAACUUCAAAAGAUACCGCUAUCGUCGUUGAUCUUCACAAAACGAGGGUUGCUGUUAUUUGGAAGGUCUUUAGUCUGCAAAAAGCGUUAGUGGAAGCUGGCAUCUGUGAAAUUUUAUGUUUCUUUGUGACAAAAUCUUUGUAAGUGGCCGUUGAUCUAUCAAGAAAUUUUGAAGUUGUAGGUAUUCUAAAUGUCCCCCCUAAGUAUAUCUAAUCUCCACUUCCACCUCAACCGCACCCUAAAACACCAUCAACAUGUCACAGAACCCCACCCCAAAACAUGAUUUCACAAGUCCUCCUUCAUUUGUUGGGACGCCACACCAGAUCUGAAACAACUUGAAUCCUCUCACUGAACUUCACCCCAUCGCCAUGGCGGAUGAGGCAACAUUUAGUCUAAGAUUUCAGAGUAGAGACUUGAGAGAGACAACAUGAAAAUGUGAGACUUUGUUGGGACGAUCAAAAAAGGAAUAUGACUCAACUUCGUUGGAGUAAUCAUGUGGUUGUACUAGACUUUUCCCUUGUGAAUUGUAUACAUGUAGUUGUACAUCUUAUAUUUAUAUGCUUCAAAGUUCUGCAAACAUCAACCCAGACUUCUUUUUGUCAUCGAUUAUGUUUGUUGCGAGUAAAUUUGACCUAAGAUAGACUAUAA